AUGGAAGAUUUAGAAGGAGAGCAUCUUAGAAGAGAUUUAAAUGAAUAAGAUGAUUUAGAUAACUUGGAUUUAUAGUAUGAUAGGAAUAAUGAGUAUUUAGAUAUAGAGAAAUUUAACUCUGAUUUACUAUUUGCAGUAUAAGGAUUGGGAAGUGUAAAAUAAGUUAAUGAAAUCGAAAUUUAUGUUAAAGGUCCUCACUGCGAGGAAAGCAUCAAAGAUUUGAUUAGAUUAUGCCGUAAAGAUGAUUCAGAUGAACCACUUGCUCGUAAAAAGCUUGCAGUUUGGAAAACUUUUGAAAAUGAUUUAAUUUAACUCCUAUUAACUUAAUAUCAAGAUAAAAAGCUUGCAUUCUACUUAAUUUUACUGAUGGUUAAUUUAACUGAGCAACCAACCAAGACUUGUGUUAUUAAAAAUGAAUUAAGAGAUGCUUUAUAUGAAUAUAAAUUGAGUUUUUUAAAACCAUAAGUCAUAGGUACUCUUAUGUAGCAUUUGGGUGAUUGUAUUGAGAAUCAUUAGAUGAUGUUAUUGAGAAAACAAACUACAAGAGAAAAAGGCAAAAAUGAAACAAAAGCUCAUGAACAAAUGAUUGAAUUAAUUGUUAUUCUUAUUAAAAAUAUUUUGGCUAUUAGAGAUUCACCCUACAAUGAUAGUAAUCAUAAUGAAAUAUAUCGUAAUAUGCAUUUCCAUCUUUUGUGUUAAAUGAAGCGUGAGCACUGUUUCGAUCUGCUCAUUUUCUUAUCGUAAGAUUUUAGCAAAUUUGAUGUACUAAAAAAAUUAGACGUAAUCUUUCUUGAAAUUUUCUACCACAUAUUUAGUGGUUUUGAUCCAGAAUGGCUUUGCUCAGCUAAUGGCAAUGGAUCUUCUGAUUUUGCAAAAUUACUAGAAAAAGACCGUUUAGAAAAAAAGAAACUUAAUUAGAUGAUACCUUCUCGUCAUACCCGUUUUUAGGCUAACUUCCGCUUCAAGCGUAUGUUAGAUGACACUAAGAAGCUGACUACUAAUCCAUUUGCAGGUGAUUAAUUUGAUUAAACUAAAGUUACUAAAAACUAGCUUAAUAAGCCAAUUCCUCGUAAAUUUUUAUAGUAGUAAGAGGGUAUUUUCAGAAAAAGGUUGCAUUUAGACUUAAAGGUUGAUAUGCCUCUUUAGCAUAAUCUUACAUAGAAUUUAACAAUUGAUUAAUAAGAUGAUGAAGACACAAUUAAAUCAGAAUUAGUUACUUUUAAGUCUGUUAUGCUGUAAUUCUCUCUCGAAUUCAUCAAAUAUUCUUUCUGCCCUUUAUUUGAGCAAUGCUAUAAUUUAUUGUAUACUGACAGUGAAAAGCUAGAGCCUAUUGAUACAGUUUACUAUUUUGUUUUAAUGGGAUUCGGUUUAAAGUUAACUAGGAUUGUAGUUUUUGAACACAAGGCUUCAGAACUCGAAAUUGUCGAUAUCGCUGUAGCACUUUAAUUGACAUAGUUUUAGUUAAUAUUUUCCAAGCUUGUAAAAGAAGUAACUCAUAAUAAAAAAAGGAGCUUUAAUUUAAAAAAUUUUUAUUCAACUGUUUAUGUCUUUAAUGAGUUAUUGCAAGUCAUUAGAGUUAUGUCAACAGAUAACAGUUAAAUGAAUAGAAAAAAUUCUUAAAUUAUGCUUUAAAAUAUUUUCCAUCAUGAUAUUACUAAAGCUUUAAGAAUAGGUGUUGACUACUGCUAGUAUAAUGUGUUGAAUAAUGAAGUCCUCAAAAAUUUAGUUGAGCUAAUUAAUAUUUUCUUUGACUUACUAGAAAGUUACUCGAAGGGUAAAGUUCUCACUCUAUAAACAGACAAAUUAGUAAAAAAGAAAAAAAAGAAAGUUAACUCCAAAUCUAAGAAAGCUUUGGAACGCUAAUUGUAAAGUGAAAUGAACGAUUUCAUUGAAAAAGAUCCAAAUGAAGGGCAAGAAGAUGAUGAAGACUUCAACCCAAACAAAGAAUUAGAAAUUUAAAAUGUAGAAAAAAAAGAAGAUGCGUAUGAUGAAGAUGAUGAUGAGGACUCCGAUGAUGAUGGUCCAUAAUUUUAAGAAAGAAAGUAUAAUUUAUAAUCUGAAUUUGCUAUAUUGGCAGAUUAUAAUGUAAUUCUAAAAGUUCUUUAGCUAAUUCAAGGAGAUAAAAUUUUAACGAAUUCUCCUAACUUAAAUAACGCAGUUUACAAAUUUAUUUAAAGAAUUACUGAUCUUUUGAAAGCUGAUUGGAUUUUAUACUAAGUCGACUUUAUUUCAAUAAUUCAGGAAAUAUGCUCAAACCAAGAAAUUAAAAUGAGACUAGACUGUAAAAAGUUCAUUGAAUUGUUCAGAAAAAUAAUAAGAAAUAUGUUUGAAAAAAUAAAAUAAAAUAAAUUGCUCUUAGUUGAAAUGUUGUUUAGGUUUACUGAUGCAACAUUGAAAAAUUCUAUUUUAUGUAACUAUGAAGAUCUUGAAAAAAAUGAAAAUGAAUUUGAUAAUAUUCUUAAUGAAAAUGAAGCUGAAAAUGCUGAUCAGUAGACCAUUUUAGAAAGAAAAGUUUGGAUAGAGUAAGAAGAUAGAGCGAUCAUCAAUAACUAUGAAACAUUCAAAGAUCUCACUAAUGUCUUCGAAUAACUCGGACUUGUGCUCAAUGGACUUGGAUUUUACGAUAAAACUCCAUUAGAUAUUAGAAGAAGAGUCAAAUACUUAAAGCUACACAAAGGAAAAUAAAGAGCAGAAAAAAUUUUCAAAGAAAUUUAUGCUUCUAAAAAAGUUUCAAUAAAGAGGGCUGUGAGAGAGCUAUAUUUAAAACUAAAAGACAAUGAAGAAAAUGUAAACAAUAUUGAAAUAAAUGACAUUUAAAUAUUGCUGGACUCAAUAUUUGUUAAUUUUAAGGAAUAUAUUUAUUUUAUUGAGGAACAGAAUACUAACCUGACUGAUUUUGAAAGAUUGGUUUAAGUUUAAGAUUAUUGUAUUGUACCUUACACUGUUAAGGAUUUUGAUAUUUUAAAUCUCUAGAGUGCUUAAUAAUUACUUGAAUCUUUAGGAUUUAGAGCACCUGCAUAAGGAUAAAUUUAUUGGAGAGUACCAGGAUUUUUCAAAGUAAGUGAUGUAGAUCUAUUGAAAGAAAAAGUUGAUAAAUUUUUAUAAAACCCUGAAAUUUUACUUGAAAAUAAUUAAGAAGAAGGUUUAGAAGGAUAAGACCAAUUAUCUUCUAAAAAGAAAAAAUCUAAAUAGAAAAAAAUAAAGAACUAAGGUUAAAUGCAAGAAGAAGAAAGUGCAAAUAAAUAGAUUGAAAAUGAGGAAAGCUAAGAAAAUAAAGAAAUUUAAAAUGUAGAAGAAGAUGACUAAGAUGUUGCAUUUAUUAGAGAUUACGAAGAAGGUGAAUAAAAUGAAGCAUAAUAAGAAAGCAAUAAUAUUUUGAAUUAAAAUGAUUAAGAAUAGUCUUAAAAUAAUAAUAAAUCAACUUCAAAAAAGAGAAAGCUUUGUAAAGUUAAGCAAAACGAUAUCAAAAGUGACGACAGUGAAAUGAUAUAUAUGGGUUAUGAUGAAUAAUCAAACAACGAAAACUCACAGUAAAAUUAAAAUUUAAUAUAAAGCAGAAAAUCAAGUUUCGAUGCCAGUAAAAGUUUCAUGAAUGCUGAGAAAGAAAAUUCAAACAGUUUUGUCAGAUAGUUUUUAAAUGAAUCUAAUAAUGAAAACAAUAAAUAAAUGGAUGAAAACUCUAUGAGUGCAAAUUCUAUGAUUUUCAACAAAUACUAAAAUAAAAAAAUUAAUAAUUUCAAUAGCGAUGAUUAAAUUUGA
Tetrahymena thermophila SB210 is the source of this 3759-nucleotide messenger RNA. Its product is annotated as Yip1 domain protein. The record is from RefSeq and is a predicted model, not a curated record. Gene Ontology annotation, molecular function: DNA binding. Gene Ontology annotation, cellular component: replication fork protection complex. Gene Ontology annotation, biological process: DNA repair; replication fork arrest; DNA replication checkpoint signaling. The transcript is spliced from 7 exons. NCBI's taxonomy places the organism in Eukaryota, Ciliophora, Oligohymenophorea, Hymenostomatida, Tetrahymenidae.